UCUCCGAACAGUAACACAUCCACUAAACUGCAAGCCUUCAAAAUGCUGUCAGGACUUACGCUGCUACUUUCCAUCUGCCUGGUGGCCAGUGCCUCCAAGGUUCCGCGCCUCAUGCUGGACGAUAACUACGUGAACCGCGUGGUCGGAGGAGAGGAAGCUGCGGAAGGAUCGGCGCCUUACCAAGUGUCGCUGCAAGAAUCUUUCUGGGGGCACAACUGCGGAGGAUCACUGUUGAGUGACCGUUGGGUCCUUACGGCGGCCCACUGUCUUGUGGGAAGCAAUCCGGCUGAGCUGGAAGUGCUGGUCGGCACGAACAGCUUGAAGGAAGGAGGCCAGCGUUACAAGGUGGACAAGCUGUUCUACCACAGUCGCUACAACAAGCCUCAGUUCCACAACGACGUCGGAUUGGUGAAGCUGAAUUCUUCGGUCGAGUUCUCGGACAAAGUGCAGAGCGUCGAAUACUCGGAGCACGAGGUGCCGGUCAAUGCCACGGUCCGUUUGACCGGAUGGGGUCGCACCAGCACCGGAGGUCCUGUGCCGACCAUGCUGCAAACCAUUAACUUGAAGACGCUCAGCAACGCUGACUGCAAGCAGCAAAGCGGUAACCCAGCCAAUGUGGAUGUCGGACACGUGUGCACACUGACCAAGAACGGCGAAGGAGCCUGCAAUGGAGACUCCGGUGGCCCACUGGUGUAUGAAGGCAAAGUUGUUGGCGUGGUGAACUUUGGCGUUCCGUGCGCCCGUGGUUUCCCGGAUGGCUUUGCGAGAGUGUCCUACUACCACGACUGGGUUCGCACAACCAUGGCUAACAAUUAGAUGUUCUCAACCAGCCCAAACUGAUGAAACAUCGCACACCAAUCGCACGACCACAAAACUGCUUGCAAACUGAGAUUUCAAUAAAAAAAGAAGUU
Anopheles cruzii is the source of this 911-nucleotide messenger RNA. RefSeq names its product chymotrypsin-2-like. Bases 43 to 816 code for a protein of 257 amino acids. Gene Ontology annotation, biological process: proteolysis. NCBI's taxonomy places the organism in Eukaryota, Metazoa, Arthropoda, Insecta, Diptera, Culicidae. Gene Ontology annotation, molecular function: serine-type endopeptidase activity. The record is from RefSeq and is a predicted model, not a curated record. The transcript is spliced from 3 exons.